Odobenus rosmarus divergens (Pacific walrus) is the source of this 1818-nucleotide messenger RNA. RefSeq names its product zinc finger protein 329 (gene ZNF329). Gene Ontology annotation, cellular component: nucleus. The record is from RefSeq and is a predicted model, not a curated record. Gene Ontology annotation, biological process: regulation of transcription by RNA polymerase II. Lineage: Eukaryota; Metazoa; Chordata; Mammalia; Carnivora; Odobenidae. Gene Ontology annotation, molecular function: DNA-binding transcription activator activity, RNA polymerase II-specific; RNA polymerase II cis-regulatory region sequence-specific DNA binding.
AUGGCCGCCGCCUCGGGCUGUGCCGUUUGCCCGCCAGAGGGGCGCGGGUCGGCCCGGGGCACGGCUGCCCCGGCGACUAAGGACGCCGCCUCUGCCGCGGAUGUGGACUCCCCCGGCGGGGAUCGUUUGGCCCGGGGGGGUGCCCUGCCCGGCCGCUGUGGCGGACCUUGGGUCGCCCGCUCUUCGGCCUCGCAGUGGGUGGGUCCCCGGCGGCGGGUCUCGGGCCGCAGUGGCCGCGUUGCGCCAGUGGACUGUGCCAUUUCCCGCGGAGCCCGGCAGGUGUCAUGCCCAAAAAGAGGAAAGAAACUGUAUGAAGGUAAGGACUUUGGGGACAUCUUUACCCUGAGUUCAUCUGUUAAUGAAAACAGGAAGAAUCACCUUGGAGAGAAACUAUAUAAAUGCACUGAAUGUGGCAAAUGCUUCAAACGGAACUCUUCUCUUGUGUUGCAUCACCGAACUCACACUGGAGAAAAACCUUACACUUGUAAUGAAUGUGGAAAAUCGUUUUCCAAGAACUACAACCUGAUUGUGCAUCAAAGAAUCCAUACAGGAGAGAAGCCCUAUAAAUGCAAUAAAUGUGGGAAAGCCUUCAGUGAUGGGUCAGCUCUCACACAACACCAGAGAAUUCACACUGGUGAGAAACCUUAUGAAUGUCUAGAAUGUGGGAAAACCUUCAAUCGAAAUUCAUCUCUGAUUUUGCAUCAAAGAACUCAUACAGGAGAAAAACCAUAUAGAUGUAAUGAGUGUGGGAAACCUUUUACUGACAUCUCCCACCUCACUGUGCAUCUCAGAAUCCACACCGGGGAGAAGCCCUAUGAAUGUAGCAAAUGUGGAAAGGCUUUCCGGGAUGGCUCAUACCUUACCCAACAUGAGAGGACUCACACCGGAGAGAAGCCCUUUGAAUGUGUGGAGUGCGGGAAGUCCUUCAACCGAAAUUCUCACCUCAUUGUACAUCAGAAGAUCCACUCUGGGGAGAAACCCUACGAAUGUAAAGAGUGUGGGAAAACGUUCAUUGAGAGUGCUUACCUCAUCCGGCACCAGAGGAUUCAUACUGGUGAGAAGCCCUAUGGCUGUAACCAGUGUCAGAAACUUUUUAGGAACAUUGCUGGCCUCAUCCGGCACCAGAGGACUCAUACUGGUGAGAAGCCCUAUGAGUGUAAUCAGUGUGGCAAAGCUUUCAGGGACAGCUCCUGUCUGACCAAGCACCAGAGAAUUCACACAAAGGAGACCCCAUACCAGUGUCCUGAAUGUGGAAAGUCGUUCAAGCAGAACUCUCACCUGGCGGUACAUCAGAGACUCCACAACAGGGAGGGUCCCAGCCAGUGUCCUCAGUGUGGAAAAACAUUCAGAAGGAGCUCGUCCCUCAUCCGACAUCAAAGAACACACUCUGGAGAAGAGAAUCCUUAUAAAUGCAAUAAUUGUGGGAAAGCCUUCAGUGCCAGCUCUUCGCUUAUCAAGUAUAAGAGGACCCACACAGGAGAGAAGCCUCACGAGUGCAACCAGUGUGGGAAGUCUUUCAACCACCACUCUUCCCUUGUUUUGCAUCACAGAAUCCAUACUGGAGAAAAAACAUAUAGGUCCAGCGCGCACGCGCAGUUUGACCUAACGCCAUCGCGCCGAGCUCCUGGCGGCUGGAACCGGCCUGGGACCACUACGCAGGAGGUGGGUCUGGCAGGCGGCCGGGGGGCGCUACGAUGUGCUUUUCCCGAGCGGAUCGUAGCGGUCCCGCGAGUGUGCGCCGCGCAGCUGCAUUCGGAGGAGUUGUCUGUGGGGGUACAGGGGGAGCCUGGGCUCCAGGAAAUUUCCAUCCCCAUCUGA